AUGAGCCUAGUAGCUUCCGUUAAUUAAGGAGGCUAAGCCAGAGAAACAUUCCAAGCCGAGGAGAGAGAAAGAGAGUGGAUAGCAGCCAUCAAUUCCUGCCAGGAAGCUUUCACCUUUCGUCCCAAAAAAAGCAGCGAAUUUACCAACCCAAACCCAAUGGAAAGGUCGCUGCUGCCUGCGGCUCGCGUAAUCCUCACUACUACUCCUCUCACUCACACUCACACUCCCCCUCACUCUCGCUCGCUAGCUUGGGCGGCGGCGAGGAUGCGGAAGGACGCGGCCGCUGGCGGCGGCGGCGGCGGCGGCAUUGCGGCCGGGCCGGCGCCCGCGCUCCUCUGCUUCGACCUCAAGCCGUUCCUCGCCGCGCUCACCGUGCUCACGCUCAUCACCGCCGCGUGGCAGCUCCGCUCCUACAGCUCCGUCCUCCCUUCCCCAUUCCCCGUCUGCGCCGACCCGGCCGCGCUCUCGCCGCCCCGCGCGCUCGCCGUGCGCACCGUGGCGUCGAGCGGCAAUGCGAGUGUCUCCUCCGACCCUGGUGGGCCGCCCGCCUCGCUGCCGGAGGUGGGGAACAAGAAGCCGGUGGCGGCGGCGGCGGCGGCCGAUCCCAACAGGCGGGAGUUCCGCGCGGUGGGCAGCGCGGCGGCGCUGUUCGUCCAGAUGGGCGCGUACCGCGGCGGGCCGUACACCUUCGCCGUCAUCGGCCUCGCGUCGAAGCCGACGCACGUGUAUGGCAAGCCGUGGUUCCGCUGCGAGUGGGUGCCGAACGCCAAUGGCUCGGCGGCGGCGGCGGCGGCGCGGCCGAUGCGCGCCGCGAACACGUACCACAUGCUCCCGGACUGGGGCUACGGCCGGGUGUACACCGUCGUGGUGGUGAACUGCACGUUCGCGCGGGUGCCCAACGCCGACAACGCCGGCGGGAAGCUCGUGCUGAACGCCUACUACGGCGCCUCCCCGGCGCGGUACGAGCGGAUCGUGGCGAUGGAGGAGGCGCCGGGCGCGUACGACGCGGCCGAGUUCCGGCCGCCGCACAGGUACGACUACCUCUACUGCGGCUCGUCGCUGUACGGGAACCUCAGCGCGGCGCGCGUGCGGGAGUGGAUGGCGUACCACGCGCGCUUCUUCGGCCUGCGCUCCCACUUCGUCUUCCACGACGCCGGCGGCGUGAGCCCCGCCGUGCGCGCCGCGCUGGAGCCGUGGGUGCGCGCCGGCCGCGCCACGCUGCAGGACGUGCGCGCCCAGGCCGAGUACGACGGCUGGUACUACAACCAGUUCCUCGUCGUCAACGACUGCCUGCACCGGUACAGGCACGCCGCCAGGUGGACCUUCUUCUUCGACGUCGACGAGUACAUCUUCUUGCCCGACGGGCGCUCGCUCGAGGCCGUCCUCGCCGAGCUCGAGCCCUACACGCAGUUCACCAUCGAGCAGAACCCCAUGUCGAGCAGGUUAUGUGCACGGAACCCCGACGAACCGGAGACGGACUACUCAAAUGAAUGGGGAUUUGAGAAGUUGGUUUUCCGGAAUUCAAUCACUGGGGUAAGGCGUGACCGGAAGUAUGCAAUUCAGGCCAAGAAUGCAUAUGCUACUGGAGUUCAUAUGUCGGAGAAUGUUAUCGGGAACACCACGCACAAAACGGAGCACCUCAUCCGAUACUACCACUACCACAAUACCAUCAAUGUGAUUGGCGAGGUAUGCCGCGAGUUUGUGCCCAUUCCACCCAAUGGUGGAUUAAUCUGGUCCGAGAAGACGCCCUGGUACUACGAUGACAGCAUGAAGCGCAUAGCCGACACAGUGCGGGAAUUCGAGAGGAAGACCAUUGGUGAUGUGCGAGUGUGAAUGUGCCAUGAUCGACCACCAGAGAAUGAACAGAUGUAUAGUAUUGCUGCUGUCCACUCGUGAGGAUUAGCAACGGCAUGAUGUGAUCAGCUGAACAGAUAACCUAUGAUUUGGACCCCUCUGAGCUGACAGAGAUGUGAAUUAAAAGUGAAGCUGCAACCCCAAACGAAUGGAUGUUUAUGCGCCACUACAAUUCAGUUUCUGCAAAGGUGAAGAUUUUGUAAACAGACAUCUCAUCACUGUAAAUCUCAUUGUUUUAUUUAUGAUAUAUAAAGUGUAUUCCAUUCACUCAAAGAUACAAUCGCAUAAGAAAUUUAUAUGACGACAGACUUGGUUCA
This is a messenger RNA of Oryza sativa Japonica Group (Japanese rice), 2171 nucleotides long. RefSeq names its product galactan beta-1,4-galactosyltransferase GALS1. Gene Ontology annotation, cellular component: cytoplasm. Lineage: Eukaryota; Viridiplantae; Streptophyta; Magnoliopsida; Poales; Poaceae. The record is from RefSeq and is a predicted model, not a curated record. Gene Ontology annotation, molecular function: glycosyltransferase activity.